GCUGGUAGAAGCUUGUUGCUUAAAUCUGUGCAGUGCCAGAAAGUAAAGAAGAAACGACGUCGGGCACGCAGACAGAAUAACAAGCUUUAAUUCUGCGAACAGAGUAAGAGCAAAAUGGGUUGUUGAACUGACGUCUCGGGAACACUUGUCACCUUGUUUUCGUUAGUUCAGUUGAGCUGCCGUGUCGUCUCCCCUAGCUGGUGCGUGAUCGCCGUAUCCUCCGGGAUGAUGAGAUCACCAAUAGAAAGUGCCUUUGAGAAGAUUUCCCCGACUUGAAGUUGGUCCGUGUACAUUGGUCUGUAUCUGCUUUCUUUAAGGCCAGACUCAAGCACCAACACAGCAUACCUCAGCUGCAAGCCCUUCACCACCACUUUGUACAAUAUCACCACCUAAAUCAAUGCUAAAAUAGACCCACAAUAUAAGAGAAUAGGAGGAUGGAGACGAAUGACCUGAGAAUGACUACAGUGACAAGCCUGCAUUAACUUUCCCCCACUUGUCUGAUAUUUAUGGACACCAUCAGUUGUGGAAUAUACAAUUGAACUUGACCUAGAAAAAAAAACAUCUACAGUUGUUUCCCAUUGAUGAGUGAUUUCUCAGCCAUCUGAUCUUUCUGUUCCAGCUGAUGGAGGACUUACCAGGUUGUCUUAAAAGAGGACUUUGUACAUACAGUCAACCUACAGAUUUUAGUGUAUGAGGCACAGAACAAUAAUAUUGACUUUUAAAAUUUAAUGUAUGAUUUAAAACCUUUGGACAUGGCAUUGAACAUUUCUUCAGUAAGAGACACAAAAUGGCUGACACUGGAAGUCUGUCGACAGUUUCAGCGAGGAAACUGUUCUCGUAGGGACGAGGAAUGCAAAUUUGCUCAUCCACCGAAGAGCUGCCAAGUUGAAAAUGGUAGAGUUAUUGCCUGCUUUGACUCACUGAAGGGCCGAUGCUCAAGAGAAAACUGCAAGUAUCUUCAUCCACCUUCGCACUUAAAAACCCAGUUGGAGAUAAAUGGGCGCAACAAUCUCAUCCAGCAGAAGACUGCGGCAGCCGUACUCGCCCAACAGAUGCAGCUUGUGAUCCCUGGACCCAGCCUGCAGCCUGUGGGACUUGGCACAAAUACUGGUCUUGGUUAUGGCUCAUACAUGACACCCUUGAGCCAUGGAAUGAGCCUUGUUCCCUCAGACAUCCUCCCUAGCACCCAAGUUCUUGUUCCUGGGAGCCCACCUGUCACGGUCCAGAGUUCCUCCUCUUCUUCUUCUUCUUCCUCUUCUUCUCCCUCACAGAAGCUGCAACGUACAGACAAACUAGAGGUUUGUCGUGAAUUUCAGCGGGGAAACUGUUCAAGAGGGGAGACAGAUUGCCGCUUUGCUCACCCCAGUGACAGUCCAAUGAUUGACACCACUGAUAACACUGUCACUGUUUGCAUGGACUAUAUCAAGAGCCGCUGCUCCAGGGAGAAGUGCAAGUAUUUUCACCCACCUGCACACUUGCAGGCCAAAAUCAAAUCCAGUCAACAAGUCAAUCAGACAGCCAUCACAGCCCAGGCCGCAGCUGCAGCCGUGACUCAGUCGACUGCCAAAGCAAUGAAGCGACCCCUCGAGGCAACUGUAGACCUGGCCUUUCCCCACAGCGUCCUACAACCCCUACCAAAGAGACAAGCUCUUGAGAAGAGCAGCUGGACCAGCUCUCUCCUCAGUCCCAGUUUUUUGCACUACCAACAGGCUCUGGCCAAUGCACAGCUGCAGCAGCCCACUGCAGCGUUUUAUCCCACAGGUUCUGUCUUCUGCAUGACUCCUGCUAACAACAUUGAUCAUCCUCAAGUAACCACCAGAAACAGGAGUCAGUGCCAUGUUGCUGCUGUUAAGGGUCCCAAACAGCCGCUCUGUAAAUACUCUGUUAACCCCACACAACACAUACAAGCUGCAUGCUAAUAACAUCACUGAUGGAAAAUGUGUAGACAUUACUUUUAUCUAUAAAAAUAAAUUACAUAACUCAAUUACUAGGAUUAUACUGUCUUAGAGAAAUAACACAGAAGAUUAUUGUAUGUACAUGCCUUUGCAACUGAGUUAACAUACAUCCUCAGUAAUGUGCAAAACAUCCUGGUUUCUAUUUCCAAAACCCAAUUCUGACACGAUCUGAGGUGCAUUUACCUUCUGAAUGAGCGGAAAUGCAGUCUGACUCAAAUUCGAAUAUUGGAGCCUCAUAAAUAAAAAUUAACCUUUCUGAAUAAAUUCAACCAUGAAACAUGUUGAAAUCAGACAGAAAUGUAUUUUACUGACAAUUGUAAGAGAUCACGACACACCUAAUCUGAGAUCAGUUUUCAGUGUGUAGACAGAACAUGUUAAUGCCAUGUGUAAAGUGGUCGUAUAUUAUUAUCAACAUAAUAUUGAGCAACAAACUAUUUUUUCCUUCUUGAAUGUCUUAUAUAAUCUAAGAAAGUUUUUUUCACAUUAAUGAUUGUUUAUCUAGUGCCGGAUUUAAUUAUUUUAAUAUAACUCGUGAAAGCACUUAUUUUAACUUUAAACUCCACAUUGUAAAAAUGUAACGUGACAGCAGGGUUAUGGAAGUUCUGGGGUAGUCAAUCUGGGUUCUUUGCCCUGUUAUCCCCAGAAAACAGGAUCAGUGCUCCACCUCCUGGUGUGCCUUUGCAUUGCGUAUACUGUGCAUUAUGUUUGUUGGCACAAAAUUCUAUAAAACCUAUUUUCUACAGAUACUUUCUCUCUUGAAGGUAGUAAAGCAACAGUGAUUCAAACUGUUCAUUUUCCCCUCUUCUUUUGGAUUAUUGGUCCAGGUGAUGUUUGACUUGUUGAUGUAUCCAUGUGAUGGUUUUCAAUUCUGGGGCAGAUUUCACAAAGAUAGACUUUGACUUUGGCUUAGAUCAAACCUAUAAUAGUCAGACUUCAGACAGAUAUCCAAAUUCAUCCAUUGAGCAAAGCUCUCUACUUCUUGUCUGUAUGAAGUAGGACUAAUGUACUAUUAACUCCGGGUGUAUUUACAAACUAGAAAACAUGGCUGACUGAGUAACUAUAUCAAACUGCUCAGCAGAAAAUGUUUGCCUGCUUAAAGAAUUUGUCAGUUACAGGACAUUUUACUGGAAAUAUUCAGUGAAGAGUAUAACAAUACAAACACCUCUUUAUUAUUAUAAAAUGUCAAUGCAGUGCAGACCUGUAGCAGAUCUGAGAUGCUGCGGCUUUUAAUGUGGCUAACUCAUCAGUCAGACUCAGGAUACUCUCUUGGGGCAAACAAAAUGAAGAUGUCCUCAUUGCUGUAUAUUUUCAACAGAUUACUGCAGUCACUAAAAACUCUUCUUCUUAUCAUUAAACAGUCCACAACAUUAUUUGCAAACCACAAAUGAUGAGCCAUAUUUUUUCAGACAUAUUGUCUGAUGAAAAACAACUACAGUGUAGAGUCUUAUGUAAAGCAGAAUUUGGCCAAAAGUCAAAGAUCUCUGUACGCACUUACCUUCAGGUACAUUACCAUUAGCUAUCGAAAGAAGUAAAGUUAAUGUCUGACAAAUGUAUCAUCACUGCAAUGGUAUUUUUGGUGUCUUGGAAGUUAUGUGGGCUGGGCACCACAUGCAUGUGCAUGACACCAAAUAUAAUUCACUAAUUGGCCUAACACUACAAACCAGUCUAAAUUAUCUUUGGGAAACCAGCCCCUGGUUCAACUUGAAGAUACUGUAUAGCAAACCACAUUUUUAGGAAGAGCCUCCACAGUCAUUAUAAUGAACUCAAUAAAAGGGUAUUGGAAUACUACUACUCAUAACUAAAGUUCUUGUGAUACUAUAAAGUUCGAGUUGAGUAGUGUGUGCACUGCUAGUCUUGAUGUUAAAGUCAGUUGUCAGUACUGUAUUAUUUGAAUGUUACAAGUGCCUAAAGAAUUGUGCAUGCAAUUACAUCUAAGCAUAUUUAAAAGGCUUUGUGGGAAAAAUCAUUCAAUUAAAUCGACUCAACUCACAUUUAGAAAGAAAUGUUUAGCAAUGCCAUGUCAGUGCAUUAGUAUGUUGUGUUCGCCUGUUUAGAUUUAGUCUUAUAAUUAAUUUUCAUUCAUGUGACAUUCACUCACAUUUGUAUGUACUAUGUAUAAGAAUGAAUAUCCAGUUUAAUUUUAUUUCGUUUCACAUUUAAGAUGAUAAAGUAGUUUCCGAUGAUGUCUCCUAAUUAGUUAAAUGCGCAGUAAAAUACUAUAUGUAGUAAAAUAGAAUAUAAGGAAUUAGACUUUUUGGUGCAGUUGUGUAUGAUUGAUACCACAAUAUGCAAUUACCUGACUGUGUUUAAAACGGGCAGAGUGGGCAUUGUGUCUGGUUAAGUGAAAAACAAAACUGAUGUUUAACAUAUGUAAUGUUCUCUUGAACAUCUUUUUAUAUAAGUUUUAGUUCCCUGUUUUGCAGUGUGUGAAAACAUCAACCUUUUCCUUUAAUGUUUCUGUCUGUCUUUUCAAGUGACUGGUAUGUUUUUAAAUUGUGUGUCCACAUGUGUGUGAUUAACUCAGACAAUCCACCAAGAGAUGUUGCAUUUGUUAACAUUUUCAUUAUGUAUUUUCAUUGUGAAAAUUUUUACACAUUAUUGGAUGGAAUAUAUGGAGUAUACUUGGAUAUUUUACUUGUUUAAACUUUAGCUACGAACACGUUUAAAGUUCUCAAUAUUCUCUUCUAUUUUAUGAUGAAUGUAAUUUAUUAAACUGACUUUAGCUCUGUUGGAGGUUCCUCAAAGGGCCUUCAUCUGUUGUUUUUAGCCUAUGAAAAGCCGCCUGUGUCGAGGGAUCAAAUGUUGGAGCAAAGAGAAGCUUAAAACAUUUCAUCCUUGCUACUGCCUUGUCAGCUGUAAGGGACAACAAACCUCUGUAUGAGCAAGGCCAUAGAAUUGCUUUUUAUGUACAAAAGUGCAUUGUACAGCCCACAUUUAACAAAAAAGUAAUUAAUGGUUUGCCAUGUUACUGUUUUGAUUUGUUGCUGAGGCAACCUGAAGUUGCAGUGACUAAAAUUUGUAUUUUUGUAGGUGAUAUAAAUAGUUUUUCCUCCUCACAAUAACACAUUAGACUAUACUUUCAGAUAUUUGACUUUAUUACACCAUGGUGAAAACACUAAGUGAUACAGUGCAUAAAAAUAAUGUUUUAAUCUGAAUUUUGUGUUUUACAUAGUUUCCACUGCAUGUCAACAUCUUGCAAAAAAAUAUAAUCCACCACACAGUGAGCUAAAUUUUCAGAAGUCACUUGAUGGUUCAGCGGCUGUAUAAAACUUCAUUAUUUUUUUGUUUAUAUGAUUGCUUUCAAAGUUUAGGUUGCUAUUAAAUAGAUGAUACGGUUCCCUAAUUUAUUAUACCUGCAAAUAAAAGGCAUAUUUCUGAAUGUUUGUUUCACCUUUUGGCAAAAAGCUUGAAUGUCAAGAAAACGCCUGCACAUGGAGCUUGUUUGACAUUUUGAUUCACCCAGUCAAAAACAAAUGGACAGUAAGAAUGUUUGGUCUGACUGACUGACGGAAACAUUUCUCUUAAGCACUUUCUCAAAGGUCAGUCGACUGAGAAGACAUGCUUUUUGUGAACUUUGCCUUAUCUUUGAUCUAAUCCUAAGUUUGCAUUUGUUCAGUAAUUGUGAAUUCAGUAUCUAAUAACUAAAACUAAUUUCCCUCAAUCAUUUUGUGAAAUUGUUACAGCAUGAAUUUUUAGUUUACGGCCAAAAUGACAGACUGUAAAACAAACUGAAACACUACCCUGAAACGCAUGAUGAUGAUGAGACUGACUAACUUGUUAUUAUAAAUGGUUAUAUUAAAAUUACAAGACUUCUGAUGAAGCUGUAUCAGUGCCAUUUGGUUCCAUUCUGGUCUGAAUAUAAACUUUCCCUUUUGCUUUUUUUUUCUUUUGAAACGUGAAAUAAUUUUAUUUGUGCAUAAUUAAACAUUUCAUGUGGAUAGUUUUGUUCCUGUAAAUUCUAAAUUGUGUAAUAUCUAAUAUUGCAAAUAAAUAAAUGUCAAAUAAAUGCCA
Seriola dumerili (greater amberjack) is the source of this 5966-nucleotide messenger RNA. Its product is annotated as muscleblind-like protein 2a. The record is from RefSeq and is a predicted model, not a curated record. Lineage: Eukaryota; Metazoa; Chordata; Actinopteri; Carangiformes; Carangidae. Bases 729 to 1919 code for a protein of 396 amino acids. Gene Ontology annotation, molecular function: metal ion binding. The transcript is spliced from 9 exons.